Messenger RNA from Homarus americanus (American lobster), 1376 nucleotides. Its product is annotated as tumor protein p53-inducible protein 11-like. NCBI's taxonomy places the organism in Eukaryota, Metazoa, Arthropoda, Malacostraca, Decapoda, Nephropidae. The record is from RefSeq and is a predicted model, not a curated record. The coding region runs from base 523 to 1179 and encodes 218 amino acids. The transcript is spliced from 6 exons.
UAUUUAACUUCCAGGUGUAUGUGUAACGUAGGUAAUGUUAAUUAUGAUGUGACCCAGACUUUACUCAUAAGGCAAUGUCAUAGUUAAAAUAAAAGAUAUUAUUGAUGACAGAAAAUAUUACCUGAACAUAAAUAAACAGAAAAAAAAAUCCAGGUUAAUUAAUUUGAUAAUGUUAAAAAAUUAAGAGUGAUUAUUAGUUCAUACCUGUACAUGAUUUAGAGGUUAUAAGAAGAAAAUUAUUGAAACGUAUUUAAUUCCUUUCAAGAAGAGGAUUAAUCCACUUUAAUCCACUUGGGAAAAAAUAAAACCCCAGAGACUUGUCCAUAUUGAUUUACUGUUUUGUGAUGGAUAAGGAUAAGUAAAUUAAACAAGAGUAAAUACCUGAGUGAGACCAACCAGGUAACACAGGUGACAGUUGUUGCCCCCCCCACUUCGCCUGCCUCCUGUCCACCUUCAUAGGACCUCCUUGACGCCUCUGCUGAAGGACUACCGCAGGACUUCCCAAACCUCCUUCAGGAAGAUAUGGAACAGCAGGAUGGUGGCGCUGUGUGGAAACACUCGUCAGGAGACCUUCACUCCCGUCUCAAGACCCGCAAGAUCCUCGGCGUGGGAGAGACUGAUAAUGGCGACAUCCACAGGUCUAAGAUCUCACAAGUGCUGGGUCACAAUGAGCACCUGUACGUGAGGCUGCCGCGGGGGUUCUGGUCAGCGCAUGUGUUGAUGGGAGCUGGGGUGACCAUGGAGACCUUACUGCUGCUACUCAUGCCGGGUCUCGCCUCACACCUUGGGGUGAUGCCUCCCAACGGUGACCAGGAGGACGACGACGACAACGACGACGACACUGCUGCCUCCCGCGUCGCCGGCGCCGCCCUGGCAGGUCUGUGUGUGUUCGUGUGGUCACUGCUGGGCACGUCGGACAAGCACUAUGCCCGCACUAUGCUGCUUUCCAUGCUAACCUACCACAUACUCUCCAUCUGUGUAGGAGCUGCCUCGGCCCUCACGAAACAGAAUGAAGGUGAAGCACUAUUUGAGAGUCGCCUGGUCAUGAUUAUUGCCAUGCGAGCGGUGAUGUGUGUGAUCUGUUUAGCCUACUUCUACUCCAUCGCUGGUUACACUCCCAUACGCGGCCAGAAACCAAGUGGCUUCCGGCAACCCAGCCAUGGCCCCAAAGAACAUUAAGGAACGAUGGCUGAGCAGCUGUCUUGCAGAGGGACUGAGGCCUCUAUAGAAGGGUCAGUUAGGAGGGGGUCAUAAUAAAAUGGGGAGAAAGAAACGUGCAGUACAUAGCUGCUGAAGAAUGGGUAGUCAUGGAUGUGUUUUAAAUAAUUUUCACAAAAUAGCAAUUGCUGGAGGAAAAAAAACAUUGGACAGAGGAA